This is a messenger RNA of Ruditapes philippinarum (Manila clam), 1759 nucleotides long. Its product is annotated as follistatin-like. Gene Ontology annotation, molecular function: extracellular matrix binding; calcium ion binding; collagen binding. Gene Ontology annotation, biological process: anatomical structure development. The transcript is spliced from 7 exons. The record is from RefSeq and is a predicted model, not a curated record. NCBI's taxonomy places the organism in Eukaryota, Metazoa, Mollusca, Bivalvia, Venerida, Veneridae. Bases 304 to 1464 code for a protein of 386 amino acids.
AUAAAACUCGGCCGUUUACGCAGACCGUUAAUAUUGAACAAUCUCUGAUAGAAUUAAAGAUAUUCUGUCUAUCUGUGUCUAUACGUUACCUCAUAACAAAAUUUUACAAACUGGAUUAACUUGAUACAAUAUUUAUAUUUAAUUCCUGAAGGAAUUAAUUUUCAUAUAAUUAUGUCUUAAUACUAGAAACAUAAACUAAUAACAAUAAAAUUGUAUAACAUUAAAUGUAUGUACUUGUUUUAAAUAUAUUUUCACGAUGAUACAGUGUCAUUUUCUACAAGACGUGAAAUAGUGAGCUACAUAAUGGUAAACACUUACAAACUGAUGCAACAUCGGAAUAAAAUUCUAUGCAAUUCUAUCUACCUCGUUAUCGCAUUUUGCGUUAGAACAACAGACGGUGGCACAUGCUGGGAAAAAAUUGCAGAUAACACAAAUCUGUGUCAAAAAGCUUUCCGUCUCAACAUGACCAAAGAGGAGUGUUGUAGAAUCAAUGGACCCCCAACAGUGUCAUGGUCCCAUCAUGAAAUAACAAGCGAUAUAUUCUACUGGAAUUUCCUUUCUAACGGGGCUAAAAAGUGUCAAAGAUGUCAUACAAAUUGCUCGUCAGUUCUAUGUGAAGAAGGUAAAACGUGUCGUAUGUUUGAUGGUCUUCCAGUUUGUAUUUGCAGGCCUCUUUGCGAUAAAACAUUAAAAGCUCGUGGUGCAUUGUGCGGAACAGAUGGUCAUAAAUACAGAAACUAUUGUGCUUUACAAAGGCUCAACUGUUUAAGGGAGCGCCUAGUAAAAGUCGAAUAUUAUGGAAGAUGUAGAAAUUCAUGUAAGAAGGUUCACUGUGAGGCAGGAACGCACUGUUUACAAGAUCAAAAUGGUGUUCCACAUUGUAUAUCAUGUCAUGACCAUUGUAACAUCGUCAUUCCCGACAAUCCUGGAAACUAUAUGUGUGGAGAAAAUGGCAAGACAUAUAGAAAUACAUGUGAACUACGUGCUGAUAUAUGUAAAACCGGAAGGAGCAUACGUAUAUCACACUUUGGGAAAUGUCUUGAAAAUGACACUUGCCGUACAUUAAAAUGUCCACAUAAAACAACCUGCUUGGUUAGUGCUUUAAAUGAUAAACCGGUGUGUAUGAACUGUGCUGCACGGUGUUCACAUGCGGUAAACUUUACUAUUUGUGGAACGGAUAAAAGGACUUAUCACAGUUAUUGCAAUAUGAUACUGUCUGGUUGCCAAUCAGGCAUAUUUUUAUCAACAAAGCAUAGGGGCAAGUGUAAAGGACGAAGUAGAAAUGGGCAAUUUAGAAAAAUUAGAAUUCAUAACAAGAACGGUAUUAAAAUCAAGGAUUUAUCUACCAAAAAUAGGCAGAGACAACACAAAAGACACACACGACGAAAAAGAAAACGAAGAAACAACCAGCACAGUAGAUAUCAUAAAAUUUCCGAUCAUUCUUUAAAGAAACAACCUGUUUAAGCAAGGAUGCCCACACAUUCAUUCGAGAAAUGAGGGGAGGAACACAUUGUCCAACAUGGAAACUGUAUUUAUCUAGAAGAUACUAUUGCAACACUAAAAGAUCUGAGCAAGGAUUUGAUUAUUAGAAUAUUUCUUAUGAUAUAACAUAAUAUUGCUCAUACGUAAAAGUGAAAAUGGCAAAUCUUUACAAGUCUAUAUAUUUAUGUAAUAGAGUGUUAUAAAUGAUUAUGAAAACUAUAUGAAACAUUAAUAUUUCAUUUGAAUUAAUUGAAAUAAAAGACAUACCAAAACGAUA